Musca vetustissima is the source of this 479-nucleotide messenger RNA. It is a transcript of the gene mRpS6, whose product is annotated as small ribosomal subunit protein bS6m. The record is from RefSeq and is a predicted model, not a curated record. The transcript is spliced from 2 exons. Gene Ontology annotation, cellular component: ribosome; mitochondrial small ribosomal subunit. Gene Ontology annotation, biological process: translation. Gene Ontology annotation, molecular function: structural constituent of ribosome; small ribosomal subunit rRNA binding. NCBI's taxonomy places the organism in Eukaryota, Metazoa, Arthropoda, Insecta, Diptera, Muscidae. The coding region runs from base 25 to 468 and encodes 147 amino acids.
AAUUAAUAAUAAAUUUGUAUUAAAAUGCCAUCAUAUGAGUUAUUUUUGGUCUUAAGGCAGAUGUCCCGACCUGAACUGGUGUCGGCAUUGAAAAGAACCGCAGAAUCCAUUCUCGACAAGGGAGGCAUUAUACGGCGUUUACAAAAUUUAGGCUCCAGGGCUUUGCCCUAUAAAAUAAGUGAACAAGGUCUCGUCCAUCGGGAAGGUACAUAUUUUGCAAUAAAUUUCGAUGCUGCUCCUGGUAAAAUAUCCGAUUUGAAGGAAGAGUUUGGUCGUGAUGUAGACAUAAUACGACGCAAUGUUUACAAAAUGGAGGAACCGGAAAAAUAUGAAUGCACCCUGCACGAGGAAAUGCUGCCACCCGCAUACCGCAAAGAUGUUCAAGAGAUGAUUGAAAUAGCAAAGAAAAAACAAAAACCAAAAUAUAAUUACAAUUCGGGAUUGGACUACUAUCCAUUCCAAAAAUAAAGUUCAUAUGA